Toxotes jaculatrix (banded archerfish) is the source of this 750-nucleotide messenger RNA. Its product is annotated as TLC domain-containing protein 2-like. The coding region runs from base 1 to 750 and encodes 249 amino acids. Gene Ontology annotation, cellular component: plasma membrane. The transcript has 5 exons. The record is from RefSeq and is a predicted model, not a curated record. Gene Ontology annotation, biological process: plasma membrane organization; regulation of membrane lipid distribution; phospholipid homeostasis. Lineage: Eukaryota; Metazoa; Chordata; Actinopteri; Toxotidae.
AUGGAUUUGAGGUCAACACUUCUGGUCAUUGGAGGAUCUGCGUGUUCUUUCAAACUGCUGAACACGAUUGUCAGAGUCCUGCCAACACCGGUGCUGGCACGCAAGAAAGCCUGGAAGUGGAGGAAUGUCAGCACUUCUUUAGCUCACAGCUCGCUGACAGGAGCAUGGGCUGUUUUAUGUUUCUACUUUCACCCUCAGAUGGUGGAGGACCUGAUCUCGUCUCACUCCGUGCUUUCCCACAGCCUUGUAGCUGUGUCUACAGGUUAUUUUAUCCAUGACUUCUUGGACAUGGCCUUUAACCAGUCAUUCAAACAGUCUUGGGAGCUCCUUCUCCACCACUCUGUGGUGAUAUCCUGCUUCGGUUUGGCUGUGACGACUCGUCUCUAUCUGGGCUUUGCUGUGGUGUCUCUGCUGGUUGAGAUUAACUCCGUUUUUCUUCAUGCCAGACAGCUCCUCCUUCUGUCGGGACAGAGGAACAGGCCAGGGACUGAAGUCACAGCCCCUCGCCCCUCUGUGACCUACAUCAUAACCAGCUGGCUCAACCUGGGAACGUUUUUGGUGUUUCGUGUCAGCACUCUGGGUUGGAUGGUCCGCUGGCUGGCAGGUCACAGUGAACACAUACCUCGCUACAUCCUGAUGAUGGGGACAGCAGGCCUGAGUCUCAUCUCCGUCAUGAACACGGUGCUGUUUUACAGACUGCUCAGAGCAGACAUCCUCACUGACACGCACAACACCAGCAAAAACCACUAG